Molecule: messenger RNA, 439 nt
Organism: Racocetra persica
Lineage: Eukaryota; Fungi; Glomeromycota; Glomeromycetes; Diversisporales; Gigasporaceae
Source: the annotation of a GenBank genome assembly
UUUGAAGAAUUUCACCGUAAUUAUAACUAUGUAAUACUGAUCAAUAGUAUUGCUGAUCCUCGCCUUAUUGAAUGUCAAGUAUGUGAAUAUAUUGCACAAAUGACUAAAAAAGAUAGAGGAGAAUAUAAGGCUAAAAGCGUUCAACAAGCAUUUCCUAACUUGUAUGAUGUUGUAAAUAAAAAAAUAAAAGAUUUGCAAGAAAAAGGAUUAGGCAAAAAAGAAGAUUCAGUUGCACUAACAGCUCAACAAGUUAAAAAGAUUCUGGAUGAUAAAUUUUUAGAUCCAAACACACCUGAAGGUUUAUUGUAUCAGAUCCAAGCAGAUAAUAGUAUUUUAUUCUGUUAUUAUCAUAGUAAGAAUAACCAAUGUGGAAUUCUUGGGGGUUCUGCUCAAAAUAUUCACCUGCCACCUGAUUUACCUGGUACAUCUGGGCCUGUUA